Molecule: messenger RNA, 2244 nt
Organism: Folsomia candida
Lineage: Eukaryota; Metazoa; Arthropoda; Collembola; Entomobryomorpha; Isotomidae
Product: UPF0764 protein C16orf89 homolog
Exons: 5
Coding region: 891-2162 (423 amino acids)
Cellular component (GO): cytosol; membrane
Source: RefSeq, a predicted model, not a curated record
UCCUUGUCAUGAGGCAUUUUAUAACAACGUAGAUAAGUACUGCCUGCAAUUUUAUUUGCUGCUUUAUCGCUUUAUCUGUAUCGAAUAAUAAAAGUGGAAAUUUCCAACUAUUUGGUAGUUCCAUUUCAUCAAGUUGAUUUAAGUAAGUCGACCACAUCGUAGAAGAAGUGUUAUUUUAAAACCAAAUCCAAGCAAGAACACAGGAAAUUGCAAGGUUGGUAAUCUUCUGCAGAAGAAUUGUGUCAUUAUAAAACUACAAUCUGUCGUUGUGUUAUUUAACAAAACACCUUUUAUAAAUUAGAAACUUAUUCGUGCACUAAAUCUGAGAAUUAUAGAAAGAAUUGGACCGUUGUUUAGUUAGUCGGAGUAUUUUGACCAAGCGUUUUUUUUAUUAGCAAUCUCGCAGCUAACCCGGAUAAUAAGUGUUUAAUCCCUUUUCGUGUAAUAUAAUUUGUGGCUGCGAAUUUUCCUCUGACAUCGGACCAAGCCGGCGUGGAUUGGAUUGGAUUCUGAGAGAAUCCGUAUAAAAUAAGUGGUUAACGCUGAAUUUGCAACAGUAUGAGUGCAACGAUGUGAAACCGGGUUAGUCUUAACGGGUCGUCGUCAAAGCGAAUUCUCAUACAAAUUAGCACUACAAAAGUCUUACAAUUCAUUUAAAUUUAGCUAGUAAUACAUUACAUUAAUGGUUUGACGAGUUUAUAACAUAACAGAAGAAGCCACACAAUCUGAAAAAAAUAUAUCACAAAAGAACCAGACACGACUAACCAAAUAAUUGAGACGCGCUCAUUUCUGCGUCAUCCGCACAAAGUCACGGUUAUACUAUUUACAUUGGACAAUUUUCAUAGAUCUCAUUUACCUUCAAAGUUCCGCUGGAAGCAUUCAUUUCCAAAAUGAAAUCCCACAAAGUACUUGUGCCAAAAACUUCCCUGCUUGUAGUCAUCGUACUCCUCGUUACCCUUGCAGCUAGUCAACUGAUAACCAGUGGGGGUGGAUCGAGAUCACCCGUCGGCAAGGGUGGGGCUGAGACGCUCAGCAAUAACAAUGGUGUUGGUCACAUGUCAAUGGACGUCUCUCCGAAUUGUAUGUACGACUCGACGGACUUCAAAAUCAUGGGAGAUUCGGUCGAGAGGGCGUUAAACUUUUUUGAGAAUAAUAUCGACAAGUUGGUCCUGGAUGCGGCCGUGGGGACAAGAAGUUUGCAAGCGCAAUUGAAAGCGGUUCUUCAACGACACCCAAAACUGCCCGAGCUGGUCCAAAAUUAUCUCAAGUACUUGGUAGCAAAAUCUGGAUCGCUUAGUAAUCGGAUUGCAGAAGCGAUAUCGAACAGUCCUUCGAUUUCUAGCACGGAAAAGAAGCAUACUUUGCCUUGGGUGACAACGGAUGGUUUAUGGGAUUGGCCGGUUGAUGGAAAAUGGGAGUCAACCUCCAUCAUGCAAUCCUACGAGCCACCCGAAGGUUUCAACGCCACGAAAAUUUUAGCUCAGAGCAAAGAAACUAUCGAAGAGGCGCAAUCGGACGCUUGUAUUUUCCAAGUUUUCAAUUGUCAGUCUCAAGAAACUUCGGAAACUUGUCGAAAAUUAUUCUUCGUUCAGGAACAGUCCCUCUAUUCUCUGACGCAUCAAGUCAUUUACACCCUGUUUGCUAAAAAGAAACAAUGCUUCCGAGCCUUAAGUUCGGACGGGUUGAGACGAUAUCAGGAAAAACUGUGUGGAAAAGUGUGGCUGGAAGCGAAUGCAAUCUCACAAAUUGGAUUUCCCCCAAAUUACGCCGACCUAUUCAUCGAACAAGUCGCCAUUUGUGGCAUGACCGGCUAUCCAAAUUUCUUCCAGCGGGAUUGGCUCAUGCAAAUCUUGAAAUGGCAAAGCCCCCAGAAAUCGGGCUGCUUCAGGGACACUCGAGCCCAACCACCCAAUUCAGUCGCUAUGCUGGUCAAACUGUAUCACCGUAAUCAGCAAAAGUUUCAUGAAAUGAUGAAUCGUCAUUUUCAAGAACACAAAUUGGAAAGAUUACGAAACAAGGUGACAUCUCGACAGAAACGGUCAGAUGCAUUUUUGAAGCAAGGAAAUCGCGAAAAUUGUUCUGUACACUUUACCGCUGUCGGUAUUACGGCUUUGGCGAUGCAUAUGAGAUACUUUGUUGACACUUGUUUCCCAUCGUAUUAAAAAUUAAGGUGUGCAUGCGUAUUGAGUCUGAAUAAAUAGUGUUAAUUAUUUGAUCGAAUAAAAGCUUAGAGUCGGCAGCAUU